Messenger RNA from Musca domestica (house fly), 10587 nucleotides. Its product is annotated as DNA fragmentation factor subunit alpha. Gene Ontology annotation, biological process: regulation of apoptotic process; apoptotic process. The record is from RefSeq and is a predicted model, not a curated record. NCBI's taxonomy places the organism in Eukaryota, Metazoa, Arthropoda, Insecta, Diptera, Muscidae. Bases 289 to 1146 code for a protein of 285 amino acids. The transcript has 4 exons.
ACUGAGGCUCAUUUAAAGUACAACCGGUGCUCGUCUAAGUUGUUCUCGCCCAGCAAAUAAUUGUGGGACAAGCGUCGAAUUCAGAACAAAGAACUUUAAGUGCAGUGGAAAAAGCAAGAAAAAAAAAAUAAUAAACUACUCUGAAUUUGGUGAUUUACUAAACAAAAGCAAAAGUGCAAAAAAAAAAAAAAGAAGAUAAUUUCAAGAAAAUAGUGUGAAUUGCAAAAAAAUAGUGUUUUAGAAAAAAAAAAAACAAAACCCAUAGACGACAACAAGCCAACAACAAAAAUGGAAGCUGACAACAAAAAGCCUUUUAAAGUCAAGGACAUAACCCGCAACAUUAAAAAGGCCGUUGUCGCCGCCUCUCUGGAAGAGAUUCGUGCCAAAGUAGCGGAGAAAUUUGACAAAGCCGAUCAGUUGGUCACCAUCCACCUGGACUCGGAUGGUACAGAAAUCGACGAUGAGGAGUAUUUCCGCACCCUGGAGGCCAAUACUGAAUUGAUUGCCGUAUUUCCGGGAGAGCAUUGGAUUGAUCCCUCUCACUAUGUCACCAUCACGACGCCGCAUGAUCAGACGGAUGCCGCCGAUAAGGCUGAGAAAACGGCACGCAUCAAACAAUUGGUUGGCCAGCUACAAAAUAAUCUUUGCAAUGUCUCGGUGAUGAGUGAUCCCGACUUGGAUUCCCUAUCCAACAUGGAUCCCAACUCCUUGGUGGACAUAACUGGCAAAGAUUUCAUGGAGCAGCUAAAGGAUUCAGGCAGACCAUUGUGUGCAAAGCGAAACGCUGAGGACCGAAUUAACUUGUUAAAGCUCUUGAAGGAGGGCGCCAUCUUUUGCUCCGAACGUUAUCCAGAGGAUGCUGAGGCCAUUGAUGCGGAAAUCCGUCGGCAAUUGAAUGAUGAAUUGCACAAUAAUCACAACAACAGCAUGACAAUCGAACAGCAGCAACAGCAACAACAGGUACAAAAGGAUACAAAGAACACAACACAUACAACAACAACAAAUCGCAAAACUAAUACAACAACCACGAAACAAAAUCAGGAACAAACAAUAACUAUUGUGGUAACCGAUACAAAUCUAAAGAACGACAACAUUACAACUACAACAGCAACAACUACAGGAAACAACAAAACUCACGACAUAUGACUACCGAUUUUCGCCAGUAUCACCUGAAAUCUAGAGAAUAAUAGCUGUAAGGAUAAGGGUUAAGCGGAUGAAAUGUUGAAGUAGAAUAAGCAAAAUGUGUUUUUAUUUAAAUUUGAAAAAAAAUAUUGAAGAUUGAAUUCAAGGACUACGGAUAUUGCCAAGCAUAACAAAGGGGAGUGCAAACGGGCAGUGUACUACCAAAAGCUGUAGGAAAAUGGUAGGGAACUAUGAUUUUUGCUAUUGAAUGCUCAUUUCAUGUGUUAAAAAAAAGGCCUAGGUCACCUCUGGUUUAAUUGCGGAAAUGAAAAAAAAAAUUAAUUAAGGAUACGUUUUUUAUUAACAAACUGAGAAAAAAAAAUUAAAUUGCAUUUAUGUCCUGUCUUUUUUUCUCUGUCUCACUGAAAUUAAUUAAAUCGGAGCACUUCAAAUGUCAAUAAUAAAUGUGUUUUUUUUUGGGUGUACAACAAGUGUAUUGCUUUAGAUUUAGACACUGCAACAACAACAACAAUAGUAUUAAUAAUAACAACAACAACAAAUUGCUAAUUCCCAAAAACCACAAAACCAACAACAACACCACUGCGCAACAAAAACAACAACAAACCAACAUCACUCCGAAUGGUAAAUCCAUGUUAGACAGGUCGUAAUGGAAAUUGGUCUUGAUUCCAACAAAAACAACAACAACAACGACAAAAAGAUCCUAAAUUUUAAAAUUGAAAUGAAUUCCAAUUAAACAUUUUUACGGUUUUGAUUUCAGCAGACCUAUUUAAUUAGUAAAACAUUUGCAAAAAACAAACAAGAGAGCCGUUGAAGAAGAAGAGGAGGAAGAAAAACACACGCACACACACAUAGGUUGGCUAGCUACACCAUUUCCGGAAAAAGGGGGAUUUUUGAAAUUAAAAAAACAACAACAAAUUUAUUUUUAUUUUUUUUUACGGUGGAGUAGAUGACCCCAGUGGCAAUUUAAAAUGGAGUAGAUGACCCCAGUGGACAUCUACGAUAGAGUAGAUGAACCCAGUGGCCAUCUACGAUAAAGUAGAUGUCUCCAGUGGCCAUCUACGAUUGAGUAGAUGACCCCAGUGAACAUCUACGACAGAGUAGAUGACCCCAGUGGACAUCUACGACAGAGUAGAUGACCCCAGUGGACAUCUACGACAGAGUAGAUGACCCCAGUGGCCAUCUACGGCGGAGCAGAUGACCACAGUGGCCAUCUACGAUGGAUUAGAUAACCCCAGUGGACAUCUACGACAGAGUAGAUGGCCCCAGUGGACAUCUACGAUAGAGUAGAUGAACCCAGUGGACAUCUACGACAGAGUAGAUGUCCCCAGUGGACAUCUACGACAGAGUAGAUGAACCCAGUGGACAUCUACGAUAAAGUAGAUGUCACCAGUGGCCAUCUACGAUAGAGUAGAAGGCCCCAGUGGCCAUCUACGCCAGAGUAGAUGUCCCCAGAUGCCAUCUACGAUAAAGUAGAUGUCACCAGUGGCCAUCUACGAUAGAGUAGAAGGCCCCAGUGGCCAUCUACGCCAAAGUAGAUGUCCCCAGUGGUCAUCUACGACGGAGUAGAUGUCCCAGUGGGCAUCUACGCUAGAGUAGAUGUCUCCAGUGGCCAUCUACGCCAAAGUAGAUGUCCCCAGUGAUCAUCUACGCGAAAGCAAAUGUCCCCAGUGACCAUCUACGAUAGAGUAGAUGUUCCCAGUGGCCAUCUACGCCAGAGUAGAUGUCCCCAGUGGCCAUCUAUGUUAAAGUAGAUAACUCCUGUGAACAUCUACAAUAGAGUAGAAGUGACCCCAGUGGCAAUCUAUAAUAGAGUAGAAGUCCUCAGUGGUCAUCUACAAUAGAAUAGAUGUCUCCAGAUGCCAUCUUCGAUAGAGUAGAUGUCCCCAGUUGCCAUCUAAGAUAGAGUAGGUCGCCCCAGUGGCCAUCUACGUUAGAGUAGGUGGCCCCAAUGGUCAUCUACGCUAAAGUAGAUGUACCCAGUGGCCAUCUACGCCAGAGUAGAUGUCCCCAGUGACCAUCUACGAUAAAGUAGAUGUACCCAGUGGCCAUCUACACUAAAGUAGAUGUACCCAAUGGUCAUCUACGCUAAAGUAGAUGUACCCAAUGGUCAUCUACAUCAGAGUAGAUGUCACCAUUGACCAUCUACGCUAAAGUAGAUGUACCCAGUGACCAUCUACGCCAAAGUAGAUGUCCCCAGUGAUCAUCUACGCUAAAGCAAAUGUCCCCAGUGACCAUCUAAGCUAGAGUAGAUGACCCCAGUGGCCAAUUACAAAAGAGUAUAUGGUACUAGUGACCAUCUACGAUAGAGUAGAUGUCCCCAAUGGUCAUCUACGCCAGAGUAGAUGUCCCCAGUGGCCAUCUACGCCAGAGUAGAUGUCCCCAGUUACCCUCUACGCUAAAGUAGAUGUCCCCAGUGGCCAUCUACGCCAGAGUAGAUGUCCCCAGUGACCAUCUACGCUAAAGUAGAUGUACCCAGUGGUCGUUUUCGAUAGAGUAGAUGUCCCCAGUGGCCAUCUACGCUUGAGAAGAUGCUCUCAGUGUUCAUCUACGCUAGAAUAGAUGUCCUCAGUUUUCAUUUACGCUAGAAUAGAGUCCUCAGUGACUAUCAAAUCUAGAGUAGAUCCCCCUAUUGGCCAUCUACCCUAGAGUAGAUGCCCUCAAUGGCCAUCUACAAUGGAGUAGAUGACCCCAGUGGCCACCUACGACGUAGUAGAUGAUCUCAGUGUCCUUCUACAAAAGAGUAGGUGAUCCCAAUGGUCCUCUAGAGGGUAAAGAUGACAUAAUUUUUGAAUUUCGAAAAUGGUGUAGUUAGGUCCUACCUAGGUAUAUAAUAUAUAUAUAUAUAUGGAAAUGUAUGGUUAACGUACUAUUUAAGGUUACAACUAAAACGAAAAAUUAAUAAAAAAUUGAGGAAAAACAUGAAUUUGAAUGAAUUUAAAAGAAAAAUCUAAUUUUAUUGCCAAGUUUUACAAAGCGAAAAAAUGCCGAGAAAAAAAAAGGAAGCGAAUUAAAUCACUACAUACAUAUAAACAACUAUAUACUAAACUCUCAAUAGCAUACAGACAUACUUGCAUUAAUAUUAUCAGACAUUUGAAAAAUUUUACAAAGCUCUCGCCAAACCGUAGCAUCAUUAGAUCGAAACUCAAACUCAACAUCAUCCCCUUUAAGACGGAAGAAUGAAGAGGUUAAUUAAGCUAAGAAUUAUUUAAAAAUUAAGAUAACUGUAAACGAUGGUUAACGUAUUGUUAUAGAAAGCAUACCAAGACAUACAAACAUUCUAACACACAAACAUGCAUAGAGUCUCAAUAGGACCCAAAUAACAAUUAAUACAAUUUAAUAAUAAUAAUACAACAGGAAACUACUAUACACUUUCAAACACCAUCCAUAUAUAUAUGAAAAACAAAAACAAAUAAUUAAUAAUAAAAAAAUACUAAAAAUAUUAAUUAGAAAAAGAAAGGAAAUGGUAACCACUUCUAUUUACCGAGAAUUACCAACAACAAAAAAGCAGCAGCAAUUCGUAUUAAAUACAGACAUACAUACAAACAUAACAUCACAUAUACAUUUAUAAUAGCCCCUAAAAGUAUACAAUAGAACAAUGAACAUGAACUUAUAUAGAUUAAUUAUAUCUGGAGUAAUUAAGACAACUUCGUACGGACAAAACAUAAACAGAACAAAGUAAAUAAUACUCUAACUGCAAUAAAUAAAUAUAUUCUACAUCUUUAUUACUUGAAUCAGAGAGGAAAAGUUGAAGAGAGAGAGAGAGGGAGUUUGAUGUUGGAAAUCCCCUUUUUGUCACCAUGACACCACCUCCAAUCCCUCCUCCUUCUACUCCCCCUCAAAAAGUAAAGAAAUAUAUAUUAUAGCUAUAGUGCAUAUUUAUACCAACUAACUUAAUCCAUCAUACAUCCCGAACAUCCAAACACCCAUACAUACAUAUUUAUACGUAUAAGUGUGUGAAGAAUCACAAAAACCCCAAUACAAUGAAAUACUCUAGAAAUUUAUUCAAAAAAAUACUCUUUAAGAAGACAAGAAAAAAGAAGAAGAACAAAAAUUUAGAUGCUAACUAAAAACGUAGAAGCUUCAAAGCGCAAAACAAAUCUUUGGCUUAAGGAUAGAGCAAAUUAUCAUCUUUGUCCCUUUUCUAAGUUUCGUUAAAAAUUUUGUUUUUUUUAAAAAUUGCUAUUAUUUUUUUUAAAUUUUAGAGAACUGGAAAAUUCUGGUCGCCCUCGAAGAGAAAAUGAGAAUGAGGUCUGAUAUCUAAGGGAAGAAUAUAAAAGAAUAUGCAACAUAAAACGAAAAACCUUAAAGAGAUACCUAUCUAUAGCAUUGAGGUAGUCAGGAUAGUCCCACACCCCCAUUUUGACCACCUCAAAUUGAAAACAUCGUUGAUAUAUACAAUGUCAAAAAAUUAGACCUAUGGUAAGAAGGCCCCUUGAAUGUUAGACCAUGAAAGAGGGGCUAUAAGGAGAGAUUACUUUAAAGACAUUUAUAUAGGAAAGAUCUUCUCCUUUCUAGGAUCUCCUUUCAAUAUAGUACCUCUUAAGGGAAGGCUGUUCCGCAUACUCCCAAAGAGACUCUGUCAUAAAGACCCCUUUAAGUGUAUUCUCUCAGUAGCUGGCUAUCAAAAGGACAAUCUUUCUUUUGAUGAAACAAGAAUUUUAGAAGGUAUCUCUAUCGUAGAAGGCCACAGGAGUCACCGACACCAACAUGGAUGACCUCUGAAAUCAUCUAAUCCAACGUAGAUGCCCACUUAUCUUAUCUACUCUAUAUUAGAUGGCCACUGUGGACAGCAAAACUUUCGUAGAUGCCUAUUUGUGUUAUCUAUACUAUCGUAGAUGUUCCAUAGAGCCAUAAAUGUUAUAGUAGAUGGAACCUGGAAUUAUCUACGUCAUAGUGGAUGCCUACUAAGGUCAUCUACUUUAAAGUAGGUGUCUCCAGGGGCCAAAUGUUGUGCAUAAAGUUUAUAUACCCUGACGGAAAUGAUUUCUAAAGUCAUUUACGCUAUCGCAUAUGACCACUGGGGUCAUUUGGGAUCUACUACGCUAUCAUGGAUGUCUACUAAGGUCCUCUUCUUGAAGGUAGGUGUCUCCUAGGGUCAAAUUCUGUCCAGAAAGGUAAUAUAUCCUAACGUAGAGGACCCCUGAAAUUUUCCACUCUAUCGUAGAUGACUAUCUAUUCUAACGUAGAUGACCUUUUCAAUGAUUUACUCUGUCGUAGAUGUCGACUAAGACCAUCUACUCUAUCGUAGAUGCCAAUAUAGGUUAUCUAUUCUUCCGUAGAUGACAAGUGGGGAGAUCUACUCUAUCGUAAACGUCCGGGUCUACUACUCGGGUAUCUAAUCUAUCGAGUCUCGGGUAUCUACUCUAUUGAGUGGAUGACACUGGGGUCAUCUCUAUCGUAGAUGGUCAUUAGUGUCAUUUUUUCUAUCGUAGAUGACAUCGUAGACGGUCAGUGGGUUCAGCUACUUUAUCGCACAUAGUCGACGGGGCCUUCUUCUAACGUAGAUGUCUCCUGGAGCCAUCUAACAAAUCGUAGAUGGUCACUUGGGUCAGCUACUUUAUCGUAUGUGGCCUCUGGGACCUUCUAAAAAAACCACUGGAAUCAUCUACUAUUGUAGAUGGCUUCCAGGGUCAUCUACACUAUUGCAGAUGACCGCUGGUGCCAUCUAUUUUUCGUAGAUGGCCACUGGGGUCAUCUACUUUUCCGUAGGUGGCCACUGGGGUCAUCUACUUUUUCGUAGAUGCAUGCUGGGGUCAUCUACGUUUUCUAAGAUAACCACUGGGGUCAUCUGCGCUAUCGUGGAUGUCCACUAAGGUCAUAGAUGCCCACUUAGACCAUCUACGAUACUGAAAAUGGCCACUGGCGUGACAUAUCCUUUCGUAAAUCACCACUUGGUUCAUCUACGUUAUAGUAGAUGGCCCCUGGGCACAUCCUCACUACUGUAGAUGUUCACCAAGGUUAUCUAACCUUACGUAGCGUGGUCACCUACCACUUGGCUCAUCUACGGUAUUGUAGAUGGCCAGUAAGUUCAUUUUCGCUAUCGUAGAUGGCUACCUAGGUCAUAUACUUCGCCAUAGAUGGCCUCUAGAGUCAUCCACGCUACCGUAGAUUUUUACUAAGGUUGUCUACCCUCAGCGCGGUCACCUACCACUCGGCUCAUCUACGAUAUUGUAGAUGGCUACUAUGGUCAUCUACAGUAUUGUAGAUGGCCACUAAGGUAAUCUAUGGUAUUGUAGAUGGCCACUAAGGUUUUCUUCGUUUUCGUAGAUGGCCACUUAGGUCAUCUACUCCGUAAAAGAUGGCUUCUGAAAUCAUCCGUGCUAUCCUAGAUUUUUACUACGGUUGUCUACCAUUACGUAGCGGGAUCAUCUACCACUCGGCUCAUCUACGAUAUUGUAGAUGGCUACUAUGGUCAUUUACGGUAUUGUAGAUGGCUACUAUGGUCAUCUACGGUAUUGUAAAUGGCCACUAAGGUUUUCUUCGUUAUCGUAGAUGGCCACUUAGGUCAUCUACUUCGUAAAAGAUGGCUUCUGAAAUCAUCCGUCUAUUUUAAGUAUCGGACCUCUGAAGACUUCUACAGCAUCGUAGAUGGCCGCUAAGUUCAUGUAAUCUAUCUUAGAGUGCCGUCGGGGUCACCUUCUCUUCAGAAAAUGGCCGUUUGGUUCAUCUACGGUAUCGUAGAUGGCCACUAAGGUCAUAUCUGGUAUUGUAUAUGGCCAGUGAGGUCAUCUUCGCUAUCGUAGAUUGUCACAUAUGUCAUCUACCCCGCCAUAUAUGACCACUGGAAUCAUCCGUGCUACCAUAGAUGUUUAUAAAGGUUGUCUACCCUAACGUAGCUGACCUCUAGAGACUUCUACAAUAUCGUAGAUGUCCGCUAAGUUGAUCGACUCUAUUUUAGAAUGCCGUCGGGUCACCUUCUGUACAGUAAAUGGCCGCUUGGUUAUUUACGGUAUCGUAGAUGGCCACUAAGGUCAUCUCCGGUAUUGUAUAUGGCCAGCGAGGUCAUCUUCGCUAUCGUAGAUUGCCACUUAUGUCAUUUUCCCCGCCAUAUAUGACCACUGGAAUCAUCCGUGCUACCAUAGCUGUUUAUAAAGGUUGUCUACCCUAACGUAGCUAACAUCUAGAUACUUCUACAAUAUCGUAGAUGUCCGCUAAGUUGAUAUACUCUAUUUUAGAAUGCCGUCGGGGUCACCUUCUCUUCAGUAAAUUACCUGUUGGUUCAUCUACAGUAUCGAAGAUGGUCACUAAGGUCAUCGGUGGUCAUCCAUUCCGAAGUAGAUGGCUACUGGCAUCAUCUAUCCUAUCAGUGAUGUCUACUUUUGCCAUUUACUCUAUCGUGUUUGACUAUUGCAUCAUCUGCUCUAUCGCUGAUGUCCACUGGGGUAAUAUAAUCUGUCGUAGAUGACUUCUGUAGUCAUAUACUCCAUCGUAGAUGUUCGUAAAGGUCAUUUACUCUUUCGAUGGGAUCAUCAAUUUAAUCGUAGACGACCCAUACACUAUCGUACAUGUCCACUUGUGUGUCUUCCACUGAUGUGUAGAUGGUCUCCAUUUGUGUCUUUUACUGAUGUGUAGAUGGUCUCAUAUCGUCGUAGAUGACAUCGUAGAUGUCACUUGGUCCAUCUACUUUACAAAUAGGAUCCUCUAUAUUGUCGGACCGUUUUCCUUAAUAUAUCCGUUAAGGGUCGUAGGGCGACUAAAUAAAUUACUGAGGGAUUUUUCGAAGUAUUUACUAUUCCAAAAAAUCUAUAAUUUCAAUUUUCUUAAAAAAAAAUAGAUUCUGAAUUGAAAAAAAUUGGAAAUUGCUUCAAACGGGAAUGAAAAUAAUAAUUAAAAAAUCUGAGCUUCCCUAUUUCCAAAAGAAGUAAUAAAAGAAUGGAAAACUAAAAAACUAAUUGGCAAACAUUUUGCCUACCUUCCUAUUCGAUUUUUAAUUAAUUUAAUGGACUUUUUGUUUUGAAUAUUUAAUUUGAAAAAAAAAAAAAAAUAAAAAAAAUCCUAAGACUGACAAUUAAAUUGAUUUUACAUAACAAGAAAAACAAGCAGAAAAUGGAAAAACUCGAACUCGAAAUGGAUAUGUAUUAUUUUAAUUAAGAAAAAAAUAGCAACAAAUAAUUGGCAAUUGUGAAAAAUUUACAAAAAAAAAAAAAAAAAAAAAAAAAAAUGGAGAAGAAUAAAAAAAAAAAUAUUUAGAGCAUGUGUGUGUUGAAUCAAUAUUAUUGAAAUUAUUGCCCGUUUGCCUAAAUUACCAGCCGAGUAGAUAAUGCAAAUUCUAAAAACCAUAAAAAACAACCAACCAAACCUAGAGAAAAAAUAUAUAUGGAAAUAAUUUUAUUUAAUUAAUUUACUGCCAAACAAAAAUAAAUAUUAAAAAAAAACAGAAAAAAAUUUUACACAAUUUUGCCAAGGUUUUAAUUACAAUUAAUUAGAAAUAAAAAAGAUAAACUUCCCCAGCUUAACAACAACAACAAAAAAUAAUAACAAUGGAUUAUGCAUGCAGAAAUUAAAUUAAAAAAAAAAAAUUAAAAACAAAAAACUUGAAAUAACAAUAAAUAAUUAUUGACAUCAGUGUCAACAAACCAUCGAGACCAAUUAUGAUAAAUAAAAAAAAUAACAAACACACAUGUAUUUUUUUUUAAAUUUCAUUUUUAAUUAAACACAAUUACGUAUUACUUAAAUGGUAAUUUGAAAAAGCAAAAAAAAAACACACAUUGAAAAUUUUUAGCUAAAAUUGAAAUUUAACACACACACCCACACAAAAUGUUUUUAAAUGUUAGGUAUUAAAAUAAAAAUCAUAUGUUUUUUGAUAUAUAAAAAAAUUGAAAAAAAAAAUAAAAAUAAUAAUUAAAUUAAAAAACAAGCAAACAAACUCUUGAAAAUCAACAGCAACUACGUAAAUGUGUGGUAGUCACAAUAAUAAUAAUGAAAAAAAAAAAAAAAAAACAAAUACUUGUAACUCACACUAAAAAGCAUGCACAUUCCACCACGCCCCAUUAUCACACACAGAUCCUCGCCCCCACACUCACACCCACACACCAGCAGAGAAAUUGUCAAACAAUUUCAAAAACAAAAAUAAUUCACUUCAAAUUUUUGCAAAUUAAUUUUGUUUCACUUGAAGAAGAAAAAACAACAACAACAAAAUUUGCAAAAACAACAAUAAAAAGCAACAACAACAAUCGAAUUAAUUCAAUUCCUAAAAUAAAUCAUUCAAAUGUUGCCGAAAAUGGGUGUUAGAGCAUAACCCACACUUCUCACCCAUACACUCAUACCGACGCAGCCAACUUGUGUGUAGCUGCUGCAUCAUACCCAUACAUCCAUCCACUCAUUAUUUUAAUCUCGAUGUUAAUGAAACGUCAAAAAUACCACCCUCACCACCACCACCACCACUACUACCAGCAAGACCCUUCGCUCAAAAAAGGAAAAUCUAUAGAAAACAACAACAACAAA